ACGCAAUCUGCUCACCAACCUUUCAGCCCCGUCGUACUUGGCGGGGCCGAGGCGGAUCUCUAAUAAUACCGUCUACCUAUUGGCGAAUGAUGAUGAUGAUGAUGAUGUUGAUUAUUGACACGCGGAAGAGUUCUUGCGGCGCUGGUGGUUUCGACGAAGAAUUCCUCCACUCCAUUCCGGAAGGUCAAAGACUAAUCACUGCCUAACCACAGACACUACUGUAUACAUGUACCUGUCUACCCGACCCAUGCACAUUUCGCUUCUGCAGGCCAUCGACAUCCACCCUCGCGGCCCCGCAUUGCGAUUGGCGGAGUCGGCAAAUGCUUCCACAUGUCCUUUCCGAACGACAGGCUGACGAGAGCCCAGGGCGGUGGGUAGGAAUGGGCGGGCGGGCGGCGGGAAGACGGGCAUUAGGGGGCCCAGAUGCUGCCGCUGUCCAUCGAUAUCUCCAGGCAUUAUUCUGGGAUGUCGAAAGGAGGCUGACCGGACCUGGUUGCUGGCCAUCCCGGCCGCGAUUUGACGACCACUACCCGGACAGGACAGGCCAGAUGCCGUGGCCGGGCCCCUCAUCAUCAAUAAUCACAAUCUCCUCGCUCGUCAGCAGCAUUGGCAACGCGGACCGCGGGCAUGGAUGCACCAAAGCGGUAAUUACCCUUGGGCCGCCUGAGAGGUACGCCAACCUUCUUUUCCCUCGCCAUGCCUCGUUUUGUACCUUGCACGCCACGCCCGUUGCGCCUGUGCUUCCUUCUAGCUCCACUUCUACGCCGCCCUUCCCUGGCCCUACGGCGCCGCCGUUCUGCCUUCAUCAUCCCAAUCGUCUGCGUCCAUGUCCUCUUGCAUGUCCCUCGGCGCCCGCGGAUGGCUGCAAGCGUCGCCUCCCCUGUCCCGCCGCCCCACGAAGCACAUGUCCGACUCUAGUGUCACUCGCGGCCAUCGCAUCCACUCUCGCCUGAUGCUCCGCCGGCGCACCUCAUCUGUCCACACGAAUAGCCGAGUCGUGCUAAUUUCCACCCGUUGCUGCAUGAGCACGAGACAUAUACGCCCGACUCU
Messenger RNA from Neohortaea acidophila, 1050 nucleotides. RefSeq lists its product as uncharacterized. Bases 321 to 953 code for a protein of 210 amino acids. NCBI's taxonomy places the organism in Eukaryota, Fungi, Ascomycota, Dothideomycetes, Mycosphaerellales, Teratosphaeriaceae. The record is from RefSeq and is a predicted model, not a curated record. The transcript has a single exon.